Cyanidioschyzon merolae strain 10D is the source of this 1341-nucleotide messenger RNA. RefSeq names its product 3-dehydroquinate synthase. Gene Ontology annotation, cellular component: cytoplasm. NCBI's taxonomy places the organism in Eukaryota, Rhodophyta, Bangiophyceae, Cyanidiales, Cyanidiaceae. Gene Ontology annotation, biological process: aromatic amino acid biosynthetic process. The record is from RefSeq and is a predicted model, not a curated record. Gene Ontology annotation, molecular function: 3-dehydroquinate synthase activity. The transcript has a single exon. The coding region runs from base 1 to 1341 and encodes 446 amino acids.
AUGUAUUUGGUCGCGGGCACUUCAAAGCUUACGUGUAAAGGUAGAGAGGCAGCUGCCAUUUGUCGCCCCCAGGGUUCGGAUGCGGUCGUGGCGCACUGUUGGUACCGUCGUAAACGGGAGGCGACGCCUGGCGCCGAACGCCGGAGAAGCACCGUGAAGGCGGAGGUCCCUGUCACGACCACAGAUGAGCGUGUGCUCUGGGUGGAUGCGCCCUCGCGAAAGUACCCUAUCAUUUUCCGAAACAAGCCAAGUCUUCACGACUCUGAGCUCUUCGCGCCGCACAUAAGCGGGAACUCUGUCCUGAUCGUCACGAACGAGACGGUGGCGCCCCUGUACCUUCACCGGCUGCGGGAGGGGCUUUCUCGCUGCCCCCAGGUGGAUAGAGUUGAAGAGUGCAUCCUCCCUGACGGAGAAGAAUACAAAACAAUGGAUAGUUUGCGUGCAAUUAUCGACGUGUGUAUGCAGAAAAGACUCGAUCGCAAGUCGACGCUGUUUGCCCUCGGUGGUGGCGUCAUCGGGGACCUCACUGGGUUUGCGGCUUCCGUUUUCUUGCGCGGUAUACCGUUUAUUCAGGUGCCGACCACGUUGCUCGCGGUCGUCGACUCGGCCGUUGGCGGUAAAACGGGAAUCAAUCACCCGCUGGGAAAGAAUAUGAUUGGCUCUUUCUACCAGCCGCACGCUGUGAUCGUUGACGCGAGCACCCUGAAGACACUCGACCCUCGACAGAUUUCAGCGGGUAUAGCGGAGAUCAUCAAGUACGGCCUGAUAUGUGAUGAGGAGUUCUUCAACUGGUGCGAGCGCAAUGUGUCGAAAAUGGUUUCGCUGAGCCCGGGGGCUAUCCAGUACGCCAUGGAGCGCAGUUGCCAAUGCAAGGCGGCCGUUGUCGCUGCAGAUGAACGCGAAAGUAGCGGGUAUCGGGCGAUUUUGAACCUCGGGCACACGUUCGGACACGCAAUUGAGGCUGCAACUGGAUAUGGAACCUGGUUGCACGGGGAGGCUGUGGCAGCCGGCAUGGUGAUGGCAGCUGAAAUGAGCCGGCGCCUGGGCUUUAUCGACGAACAGGUCGUUCGCCGAAUAGAGGCUAUUCUGACCGAGGCAGCGCUGCCGGUGCGUCCGCCACCGAGUAUGAACGUUGAAACUUUUCUCACAUACAUGGCCAUGGAUAAGAAGGUAGAGCGUGGUGUCCUGCGUCUCGUGCUACUCGAACGGCUUGGAAAAGCGAUCGUGACCGCUAACUACGAGCGUCAGGUGCUCGUGGAUACCAUUGAGUACUUUCGACGCCUGUACCAGGAGCAGCCAGAAAACUAUGAAAGGCGUCUAGCCCAUCUGCGACCAAAAUGA